AUGGCCGAGUUCGCCAAUUUCGAUGGAACACCCAGUAGCUUGGGCAGCGAGACGAGCAAGCGAAAAGCUGCCAUCCUCGACAGGCAUCUCCCAGAUGGCUACUCCGCCGAGCCCGACGUUGCCUUUGGUCCAGCCAACCCUUGCGCUUCGGGGUCUGCCAGCAAUGACAACAACGACACUUCAGGAGAUCCCGUCGAAUCUUCUCUCCUUUUGCAAGGAGGCGACAUGCAUCGCGAUAUGUUCAAGAUCAAGGCUCGAGCCAACUCCCUUCGCCGCGCUGCCACCUUCUCCCAUCAUACACCUCCUCCCCUUGCUGCCGAAGACGAAUUGAGCCACUCCGAACAGCGGGAACCCGGCGGCUUUCGACGAUAUCACCUUCAACGACGUGCCCGGCAGAGACGCAUGAGUGGCUAUACGAUUGUCGCCAAGAACUUUGUCGAUUUCCUUGACCUAUACGGAAGCUUUGCCGGCGAAGAUCUCGAAGAUGCCGACAGCGAAGACGAGUCUGCCAUUGAUGAUCGAGAAGACGGCGAUGUGGAACAGCCACCUGAGCUUCGACCCCUCCUUGGUAGAAGACGAAGCUCUAAGCGAAUGCGCAAGACGGGCGAUGCUACAACUACAAAGACUUUUUUCACCCUCAUCAAGGCUUUCAUCGGAACUGGAAUCAUGUUCCUGCCCAAGGCGUUCCGCAAUGGUGGCAUCCUAUUCUCGUCAAUCACCCUCAUUGUAUUGUCCCUUGUCAACUGCGGAUGUUUCCGUCUUCUUCUUGACUGCCGACAGAUUUACGGAGGCGGUUAUGGAGAACUGGGCGAAGCCAUUGUUGGGCCUCGAUUCAGAAGUCUGGUUCUCGCUUCGAUUGCUAUCUCUCAGCUUGGAUUCGUAUGUGCUGGCCUCAUCUUCACAGCUGAGAACCUCUAUGCUUUUCUAGACGCUGUGACCGCCAACCACCGCGAGUUCAUGUUCAGUGUACCCAGUCUGAUUGCUUUGCAGUUGGUCGCCCUUGUCCCUCUUGCGCUGAUCCGAAAAAUCUCAAAACUUGGACCCGCUGCCCUUCUCGCUGAUGUCUUUAUCUUGAUUGGAAUCGUGUACAUAUGGUACUACGAUAUUGCGGCACUCUCUCAGCGUGGCAUGGACUCGACUGUGAAGCUGUUCAACCCAAGAGAUUUCACUUUGACCAUUGGCUCGGGUAUCUUCACUUUUGAAGGCAUUGGACUUAUCCUGCCCAUCCAGUCCAGCAUGAAGAGACCCGAGCACUUCCCUAAUCUCCUUUACUUGGUCAUGUUUAUCAUCACGAUCAUCUUCACCUCUGUGGGAGCACUCUGCUAUGCUACCUUUGGCGAGGAUACUAAGAUUCAAGUCAUUUCCAACUUUCCUCAGGAUUCUCCGCUUGUCAACGCAGUCCAGUUCCUGUAUUCAAUUGCCGUUCUCGCCGGAGAUCCUGUCCAGCUUUUCCCCGCUGCCCGUAUUAUCGAAACCUCGGUUUUUGGUGAGCGUGCAACUGGCAAGAAGAGUGCUGCAAUCAAGUGGAAGAAGAAUGCUCUCAGAACCCUUCUUGUUGGCGUAUGCAUCGGGGUCAGUAUAGUUGGUGCCAGUGACUUGGAUAAGUUUGUGGCAUUGAUUGGCAGCUUUGCCUGUGUUCCCUUGGUCUACAUCUACCCAGCUUACUUGCACUACAAGGGAGCUGCUCAGACAACCAGGGCCAAGGUCGUUGACGUUGUUGUCAUGGUUGUUGGCUUCAUUGCCAUGGUCUACACCACGUUGGUCACUGUUUACCAGUGGAUCGACAGUGCUUAG
Messenger RNA from Fusarium tjaetaba, 1794 nucleotides. Its product is annotated as amino acid transporter. Gene Ontology annotation, molecular function: amino acid transmembrane transporter activity. The coding region runs from base 1 to 1794 and encodes 597 amino acids. The record is from RefSeq and is a predicted model, not a curated record. Gene Ontology annotation, biological process: amino acid transmembrane transport. NCBI's taxonomy places the organism in Eukaryota, Fungi, Ascomycota, Sordariomycetes, Hypocreales, Nectriaceae. The transcript has a single exon.